Molecule: messenger RNA, 596 nt
Organism: Impatiens glandulifera
Lineage: Eukaryota; Viridiplantae; Streptophyta; Magnoliopsida; Ericales; Balsaminaceae
Exons: 4
Coding region: 45-353 (102 amino acids)
Source: RefSeq, a predicted model, not a curated record
UAAUAUCCUGGUCACAAAAAUCGAAAAAAAGGAGGAUUCCGAACAUGGAAUCGAACAGGUCGUCGUUGUCCCCGCCGACGACAAAACGACUGUUGUUUGAUCGGCGCUACGGCUGGAUUUUUGAUGAUUGGAAGAAUCCAUCACAGGAAGCUCUACAUGGCGGCCGAGGAAUGUUCUGCGUUGUGCCUCUUGCAAGAAAUUUGGUACAUCUAGCUUCCCAAUCGAUGAACCUUGCUGGUAGUAGUGCAGUUAAAGUGCUGGAAAACCCUGAGUUAAUUUCUCCUCAAGUACUCGGGGCGAAGAUUAAUGAACAACUGCAGAGACUUCAGUUCUCUAUGCAAAACCGCAAAUAAAAUGCACCAUCUUCAACCCACCCUGGAUCGUGAUUAUAGCAUGUCUCAUUUGGUCUGGUCCUUUUGAAAGCAGUAAAACUAUAAACGUGGUUUGGUUUGGUUGGGCAUUUGGCCGCAUUUUCAUGGUUUUUCUUGUGAAUGAAUUUGCUUUGGACUUAUAUAUUGAUAGUUUUUGUACUUAAUGUUGAAUUCUUCUUUUUGAAAGGGAGUUAGUUAUUGAAAUUUUGAAGGUGUUACCUUGCA